AUUAAGAAAACAUAUAAUAUAGUUCACAUGGUUAAGAUAGGACGGUCCUGGUGCUGCUGUCUUAGAGGAGGGCGCUCUGUGCAUGCUCAGAAACUCAGCUUCUGGGGGGAAAGGGGCUUGGCCACUUCAAGAGGAAGGCAUCUGCCGGCACAGCCUCCUUCAUCCAGUCCGCCGUCUACGGCGCUCCGAAGCAAGGCAGGGAAGCGAAAGGAGGAGCCAGCCAGCAGCCCCCAGCCUGGGUGGGAGGGGACGCGGCGUCGAGGCCUCCGCCCGGGGCUUGAAGAGCAGCAGGGCGAGACGGAGCCGAGAGCCGGAGCCGUCGCUUGCUCUGCUUUCUGCCUCUGGGCGCCUCAGCCGGAGUCCGCAGCCGGCUCCUCCCCCCGCGCUUUGUUUCCCUUUCCUUUGAACUCCCGAGGCGCACCCGAGCUCUCCCCCGCGUCCUUCUCCUUUCACUUUCCCAGGUCCCUCUCGCUCGCUCUCGCUCUCUUUCCGCCACCCCUGCAAAGACACCCCUCCCCUCCUCUCUCUUCCCUUAACUUUCUCCCUCCGUAACUUGCGCCCCUUCCUUCCUCGCCUCCCACUGCGCGUUCUUCCUUUCUCUUAACUCCUUUCCUCUCCUGCCCUGAUUUGCCCUGCUGAGAUACCCACACACACACCGCCCCACUCCGACCCCUUGCCUCUGCGGCCAGGCCAGCCUCUCCUUCCGCCAUGCCCCACGGCGCUCUGCGGACGGAGUUGUACCCCUUCGAGAGGGUGGUGGUACUGGUUUCGUGCGCCCUCUCCUUCCUAGGGUCUAGCCUUUUGGUGGGCACCCACGCCCUGUGGCCCGAGCUGCGGACGCGGCCCCGGCAGCUCCUGCUUUACCUCUCCUUGGCGGACCUCCUCUCGGCCGCCUCCUACUUCUACGGGGCCCUGAAGGACUUCGGCUCGUCCACGUGGGACUGCGUGGCCCAGGGCGCCGUGUCCACCUUCUCCAACACCAGCUCCUUCUUCUGGACGAUGGCCAUUGCGUUGUACCUCUACAUCAGCAUCGUUCAGGGAUCGCCUACGGGGACCAGCCUCCUCUGCUUCUUCCACGUGGUGAGCUGGGGAGUGCCGCUUGUCAUCACCGUGCUGGCCGUGAUUCUGAAGAAGAUCGGUUACGACGCCUCCGAUGUCUCUGUGGGCUGGUGCUGGAUCAACAUCGAGGCGGAGGAUCGGAUCCUGUGGAUGCUCCUCGCAGGGAAGCUGUGGGAGAUCCUGGCCUACGUGACUCUCCCGGUCUUCUACAUCCUCAUAAAGAAACACAUCAACCGAGCGCAUGCUGCGCUGUCAGAGUACCGCCCUAUCCUGUCGAGGACCCCAGCUUUGCUACCGAGGACUUCCAUAGCGGAUAAGAAGCUGAUCCUGAUCCCAGUGAUAUUCAUCUUCCUCCGAAUCUGGAGCACCAUCCGGUUCGUCUUGACGCUUUGCGGCUCCCCUGCAGUCCAGAACCCGAUGCUGGUGGUCCUUCACGGCAUCGGUAACACAUUCCAAGGUGGUGCCAACUGCAUUAUGUUUGUCCUUUGCACGCGGGUCGUCCGGAACAAGCUGCUUUCCUCCUUGUGCUGCUGGAGAUCCAGUAGCCCAGAGCAUUCCCUGCUGAGCCCAGAGAGCCGCUCCCAGGGCCCUGAUUCGGCCACCAAGGACUGGGGGGAUGUGCGAGAAAGCGAUCGAGCAAAAGCGGAAUUCUCGAGCACCUGAGGCCUCCAAGGAACGCCCCUGUUUCAAUGGAAGAUGGGGCCUUGCCAUGUCAGGAUUUUAUCUGUAACAGAAAUGCCUCCAAGUGCCUACAGAGGGAGCUACUUGCCUGAGAAAAAAGUAGCCAAAGUUUUCACGGGUCUGCGGUAAGGGGGCUCUUAUGAAGAAUGGGCCCCUUUCUGGAAUCCAGUUCCUUAGCUGGCUGACUUUUCACUUCUCUCUCUCUUUUUUGAUCGUGGGGGUGUUGCGAAGAUACUUCCCAGCUUCCACUUUUAAUUCUUCUCCUCUAAGGCUUGUUUUAGUGCUUUCGUUUUCUUUUAAGAGACUUGGAGAAUUCUCAAAUCUUUAGCAAGAGCUUCUUUUCAGGAAGGGAUUUGACCGUUGCAAAUUCACUCCAAAGAGAGGAAGUGCUCCAGAUUUUAGGUUUUGCAUGGUUGGGUGAUUUACAGCAGCUGGUGUGUUCCCAGCACCCUCCAGGUGUUUUGGACUGACUACAACUCCCAUCAGCCCCAGCCAGCAUGCCAGAACAUUGGCUCUCCCACGCAAAGAGGUGGGUUUUUCUUUCAAAGUGUGCUCGCUUCAGAAAUUUCCUACAGGACAAAGAAGAGAGGAAGAGUCUGCGAUUCGCUGUGGAGCUUUCCUGUGCAAAUAGAUUUGACCCGUGAGACUCCCUGGACUUUUAUCUUUCCAGAGGACUGUGAACACUGUUUAAAAAGACCGUGUUUCCUGUUGGAAUUGUCAUAAUUAUGCUCUGGAGUUUUGUGUGGGUUUUUUUGGGGGGGGUUGUUUUUUUUUAAUAUAUAAAACAAGUAGACCGAGACUAACUUUGAGCUGCUACCUUAAGUUUUUCGGUUUUUCUUCCCCCCCCCUUUUUUAAAGAAAUGAAUAAAGUAGCUACCAGUAGUUUAAGAACUACGAAUCCUUUGUUUGUUUGUUUGUUUGUUUGUUUGUUUGUUGUUGCUGUUGUUUUAAUUUCGAUUCAUGCAUCUCUUCCCAUGAGGCAUCCCGGAGCGAUUUGCGAUAGAAAACAUAUUUAAAAACAUUUAUAUAGAUAGUUUAAAUUUUUUUUAUAUUUUUAAAAAAACAAGUUUAAAGCAACAAAAGCCCAUAUAUAAAAUCAAAUUUCAAAACCAAGACAGGAUCUUUAUCUGCUGGGAUAAAGAUUUAGAAGGCUCCUUGAAAGAGGAAUAUUUAGCAGGAACUCAUUUAGCUAGAGCUGGCAUGAGUCUGAAUGCCAGGUGCUGGGAACCACUCUGGCCGGGAGGGUACUCUUGGACUCAUAACCUGCUUGUGGGCAUCCCAUAAUAGGCAUCUGGUUGGCCACUGUGAAGACCGAGUGCUGGUCUAGGUGCGUUCUGUUAUGGUGGCAACAAUUCUGAUAUGCUCCUACAUUGGCCAACUUUAUUGGGCCUUCCAACUGUCAACAGCUGCUUUCCCCGGAAUCUUCCAGCUUCCUUCCUCUGAUUGGCUCUUGCCAUACCGCCUGCCUUUUGAUGACCUCCUUUCAAGGGAAAACAGAGCUUGGCUGAUUUCCCCCUGCUCUACUUGCCAGGGCAAAAAGCUGCGGUAAGUUUAUGUGCCUCUGCAGGAACGCACCGGGUGUGUGGGGUGACUCCCUAUGGAGGGGCUUCACCACUACCCACUUCUGGGACUCUUGAUCCAAUUGACCGCCCUGAGAGAGAACGGCUGAAGUUCCAGCUUUCGACUUUGCUUCCAUCUGGGAGUAGGGGAACCAGCCCCCCUCCAGAUGUUGUGGGACUACAACUACUACCGUCUCUACCAACAGCUGGGAUGGAUGGCAAUUGGGAGUCCAACAAUGUUUGGAAGUUCCCUCAUCCCCAUUUUAAUCUGUUUUACGGCCAGAGCAGCCACUCAUGCAGAGACAUGGCAGGGAGUCUCCUUUUCAGAUGGUGCUCCUGCGGGCUUUUCAGGUAUUGAUGGACUACAAAUCCCACCAUCCCUGAUCCCUAAUCAGUCUUAAUAAAAGUGUUUGGGAGAUUGUAGCUCUGGAAGGGUUGUCUCCUAACAACUCUCAGCACCCUUACCAAACUGCAGCACCCAGGACAACAAUUGUUGAUUUCAGAAAACUUUUUUAAAGAAAGUUUUUAUUAAAUACUUUGUGUUACAAAACAAAUAAACAGGGAAAAGCACGUCUGUGUCCCCACUAUCAAUUCAGAGUCCUUUUCACAGUUCUUUUAUAUGUAGAGGUAGACCCUUUUGUCGUAGACAUCUUGUAGUUGGGGAGGGAGAGAGAUGGGUUUUUUGUUAUGAUGAUGAUAUAAGAAUAAUAAUUAAUAAUAAUUUAUUAUUUAUACCCCGCCCAUCUGGCUGGGUUUCCCCAGCCGCUCUGGGCAGCUCCCAACAGAAUAUAAUAAUAAAAAAGCGAUAAAAUAUCAAACAUUACAAACUUCCCUAAACAGGGCUGCCUUCAGAUGUCUUCUAAAUGUCAGAUAGUUGUUUGUUUC
This is a messenger RNA of Zootoca vivipara (common lizard), 4184 nucleotides long. It is a transcript of the gene GPR157, whose product is annotated as G protein-coupled receptor 157. The record is from RefSeq and is a predicted model, not a curated record. Gene Ontology annotation, biological process: cell surface receptor signaling pathway; adenylate cyclase-activating G protein-coupled receptor signaling pathway. NCBI's taxonomy places the organism in Eukaryota, Metazoa, Chordata, Lepidosauria, Squamata, Lacertidae. Gene Ontology annotation, cellular component: plasma membrane. Gene Ontology annotation, molecular function: G protein-coupled receptor activity; cAMP binding.